Molecule: messenger RNA, 11140 nt
Organism: Schistocerca nitens (vagrant locust)
Lineage: Eukaryota; Metazoa; Arthropoda; Insecta; Orthoptera; Acrididae
Gene: mib2
Product: E3 ubiquitin-protein ligase MIB2
Exons: 19
Coding region: 525-3398 (957 amino acids)
Biological process (GO): protein ubiquitination
Cellular component (GO): cytoplasm
Molecular function (GO): ubiquitin-protein transferase activity; protein binding; zinc ion binding
Source: RefSeq, a predicted model, not a curated record
UAUAAUAAAGACUUAUUUUUCUAUUUGUAAUUUGGUCUUCCUCAGAUGUGGCCAUGUUGAAACAGUUGCAAACAGAAAAGCAAAAUGCGAAAAGCUAGCUAGCUUUGCACAGCACAUGAAAGUUCUAGCAGAUUUCACUGGGAAGGACCUCUAGCGAUAAUUAUGCAAGUGUCCUCUGAAUCCGUUUGGAAUGCUUGUUUUAACGAGCAGAAAUUUGAAAGUUUGUUUUGUGUUAUGCUGCUUAUAAAGCAUUGCAAACAACGGGAGGAAUGAUCGGAUUUUCCGCUUGCCUGACGUUAGUUUUGUAUCAUGUGGUAGUGUUGUGAAAGAGGAAACAAUUGAAGGAAGUACUGUCAAGCGAGGAUGAACCCCGGGGAGUAAUAUGUCAAUCAAUUUACGUCAGCAUAAAGAAGAUGACAAGUUGGCUCUGUCAGAACGGUUCACAUUUGCUAGUAUUCUAAAAGUGUUUUGUGGCACAAGUUUACUGUAGUGGGGGCGGCCGCCGGCCAUGACUUGAGCGCAGCAUGGUGGAGCUCGGCGUGCGCGUGGUGCGCGGCCCGGACUGGUGCUGGGGGGAGCAGGACGGCGGAGAGGGCCACGCGGGCACCGUCGUCGAGGUGGGCCGCACCGGCUCCGGCACCUCCCCGGAGGGCACCGUCGUCGUCCAGUGGGACGCGGGCAUGCGCACCAACUACCGCACCGGCUACCAGGGCGCCUACGACCUGCGCGUCGUCGACAACGCGCCCGCAGGUGUGAGGCACCCGAACAUAAAGUGCGACGCGUGCUUCAAGCACGGCAUCCGUGGGAUGCGAUGGAAGUGCGUCCAGUGCUACGACUUUGACAUCUGCACCCAGUGCUAUAUGGCCGACAAGCACGACACGGACCACGCCUUCGAGAGGUUCGAGACCAACAGGUCUGUCGGGGUGGACAUGCCUCCUCGCAAGGGAGGUGUGAAGCUUCAGCUGAAGGGUAUAUUCAUCGGAGCCAAAGUGGUCAGGGGGCCGAGCUGGGACUGGGGAAAUCAGGACGGAGGAGAAGGGAAGACCGGUAGAGUGAUCGACAUUCACGGCUGGGACAACGAAUCGGGACGGUCGGUGGCGAACGUGACGUGGACGUCGGGCUCGACCAACGUGUACCGUGUCGGGCACCGCGGCAAGGUGGACCUGAAGUGUGUGCAGGAGGCGUCGGGAGGUUCCUACUACAGGGAUCACUUGCCUGUGCUCGGAGCUGUGGUAGGCAUUUGCCGUGCGAGUCCAAACGGUGGUACUGUAGUGGCCCCGAGGCGACACCUGACAUUCAAUGUCGGCGAGCGUGUCAAGGUCACGUUGGAUGUUGCCUCCCUUAAGCAGCUGCAGGAAGGCCAUGGAGGAUGGAAUCCACGCAUGGCCAAUUACAUCGGUACAGUCGGGACUGUGCACCGGGUGACGGAGCGCGGGGACAUUCGCGUGCGCUACGAGGGCUGCAACAACCGCUGGACACUGCACCCGGCGGCACUCACCAAGGUUAAUACGUUCGCCGUGGGAGACACGGUGCGCGUGAAGGACGACUUGGCACUGGUGCGCGAGUACCAGAAGGGCCACGGGGAAUGGAGUGAGGCGAUGCGACCGGCGCUGGGGAAGCUGGGGCAGGUGACGCGCGUGUACGGAGACGGGGACCUGCGAGUCUGCGUCGACAGCGAGACGUGGACUCUGAACCCGCAGUCCGUCACGCUGGUGACUGCCGUCGACAGCGAGCUCAGCAACACGAUGGGAGGCCGGAGUGCCGACAGGCAGGACCACGCCAGCCCGCUGGCGGCGCUGCUGCAGGACCUGGUGGUGGAGCAGGCGGCCGGCAGCAUCGACCGGCUGGUGAGGGAGGCCGCUCAGGGCCACGCCGACACCGUCCGAGACUUCAUCACCAGCUUCCCCGACAAGGUGGACGGCAAGAGCGGCGGCAAGACGUGCCUGCAGGUCGCGUGUCACCAGGGCCACACGGAGCUGGUGACGAUGCUACUGGACGCGGGGGCGUCGCUCGUGCUGCCGGACGACGAGGGUGACACCGCGCUCCACUACGCGGCAUUUGGGAAUCAGCCCGAGAUAAUGCAGCUGCUCCUGUCGAGAGGCGCGGACAUCGACGCCGUGAACAGAGGUCACUGCACCGCGCUGCACGUAGCGGUCAACAAGCAACACGUGCAGUGUGUGUCUGAGCUGCUGAAGAAAGGCUGCAAUGUCAACAUUCAGGACCUGUACGGAGACACCGCCCUGCACGACGCCAUCUGCAAGGAGAGUGCCGAGAUCACCGACAUGCUGUGCGCGGUGCCGAACAUCGACUUCACACUGCGCAACCGCCGAGGCUUCAACGUGCUCCAGCACGCUGCCCUCAAGGGGAACAACUUUGCCACCGAGAGGCUGCUGCAGCGUGCCCGCCAGAUGGUGGACGUCAAGAAGGACGACGGCUUCGCAGCACUGCACCUGGCCUGCCUCAACGGACACCGCGCUGUCGCCGAGACUCUGCUCUCGCUGGGUCGCGCCGACGUCGGGUUGCGCAACAAUCGCAGGCAGACGGCGCUCCUGCUCGCAGUGUCGCAGGGCCACUGCUCGGUGGUGGAGCUGGUGGUGUCGACGGGCGGCGACGUCAACGCGGAGGACGAGGACGGCGACACGGGGCUGCACCUGGCACUGAUGAAGCGCGCGUCCAUCUGCACGCAGAUCCACGAGCUGGAGGCGCCCGCCAUCUACGGGAUCUACACGCAGCUGAUGCAGGCGCAGCGGGUGGAGGAGGAGAGCCCGGUGGCGCUGGCCAUCGCGUGCUACCUGGUGCAGGAGGGCUGCAGCCUGACCAAGAGGAACCACCGCGGCAAGAGCCCGCUCGACCUGGUCGCCGGCAGCCCGCACCUCGCCGACCUGCUCCAGGCGUACAACCUGCAGGGGCAGCCACCGCCGCCCCCAUUCGCCUGUAAUCUUCCCGUGUCUUCAGAGAGUUCUUCACACAACAAUAGUGACUCUGCCAUCACCUCCAUCUCAGAUUAUCACGCGCCCCCGCCUGUCGAGUGCGCCGUCUGCUCCGAGCUCGGAGACGAGAACGUGCGGUUCGAGCCGUGCGGGCACCGCGUCACCUGCGAGGAGUGCGCCUCGCGCGUCAAGAAGUGUCUCCGCUGUGGACAGGUGGUCAACAAGAGGAUCACCAGCGACGGGCGCACCAUCGCCUGCAAGUCACGACACCCGAGUGCCGAGAGACUGCGCUACCUCGAGUCGAAGAUUGCCGAAAUCGAAGAGACGCACUGCUGCUCCAUAUGCAUGGAGCGACGGCGCAACGUCGCCUUCCUGUGCGGCCACGGCGCCUGCGCCCCCUGCUCGGCCACACUGCGCACCUGCCACAUGUGCCGCAAGACCAUAACGCGCAAGAUAAACCUGUACUAGGCUGCCCGCCUCGGGACCGUGACGCGGAAAACUGGUGCUCGGCCGAGACUACGACGUACGGUGAAAACCUGUACCGGGCCACCUGCCACGUGCGUCGUGAGACAGUAGAGUGAGAGAGAAACCAGUGCCAGCCACAUGUCACGGGUGUCGCAACCCUGUAACGUCGGAGAUAAACCUGUACGGGCUACCCGUCACGUAUUCCACGAGACAGUUGCAUCCUGCCAGCUUCUACCGUCAAAGGCCUGCGGGUAGAGUCUACAGUGUCCCGGUGCGUCACCAGGCGAUAGAAACGAUUGCGGCGCUCCACUCGUUGCGCCGGUAAAGCCACGGCGUGUGUGUGUCCGUACACUUUUUAUUUCUACCGGGAAUAGUCUCACUCGACAGGAAAUAGUGUGUCGUCACGUAAGGUCUCCGUCACGAUGCAGUCUGACGCGGAGUGAGAGUAUCUCGGUGACACUGUGCGGGCAGCUGUACAGUGUUGUUACAAAUAGUGCAGUGCCACUCGAGUGCAGCCGAGAGUUGCACUGCGUGUUUACCCUUCGAGAAAAAAAUGUUUUGCUUUCACUGCACAGUAACUCGCCUGCCUUUGGGGAAAGUCACUACAAUAAUGUGUUUGGCAGCAGUGGAAUUAUAUGUCUCAGUACGAUUUGAAAUACUGUUGACUGAUUGGGCAUUGCAACAUAGUUUUUGUGUCAUUGUUCUCUUUCUGUGUGUAGGGUAGUCUAUACUGACUGACUGGGUUGUUGUGUCACAUUCUGUGGUUUACUAUGGUGUGUGUGUGUGUGUGUGUGUGUGUGUGUGUGUGUGUGUGUGUGUGUGUGUGUGUGUGUGUGCGCGCAUGCGUGUGAACGAGAGUGAGAGAGAGAGAUUUAGGUUUAAAAAGUUUUAACUGUAAGUAUAUUCAUUAGAAUGAAGUUAGUAGACACAUUUUUUAAGAACAAAUGUUGCUACAAAAGCAGAAGUAGCAUUUCGCCCGGUGCAAGCUCGACGGCAAAGCUAGAGUGUCAUUUUGUACUACAUGCAGGAGUGAUAUUGUGUGCCAUCCAGGUUGUGAAUUAGAAUUUUAUUUUCCUUGGCACUUACUCAGUCAAAUGCAGUGGGGGCUCAGAUUUGAAAGAGAGAUUCUUUCCUCAGCAGUGGAAAUUCCUAGCCGGAAUACAAACAGUGGUAAGCCUUGUGUACAGAUAGGCACAUAAACAGGAAGCUGCAUAUCGGACAGCUGUUAAACUGCAAUCCCUCAUCACAGACUCCUUCGUGGUACGUGAUUUCUUUCUUUCUCUGUGUGUGUGUGUGUGUGUGUGUGUGUGUGUGUGUGUGUGUGUGUGUGUGUGUGUGUGUGUGUGUGUACACAUACAGGGUGUUACAAAAAGGUACGGCCAAACUUUCAGGAAACAUUCCUCACACACAAAGAAAGAAAAUAUGUUACGUGGACAUGUCUCCGGAAACGCUUACUUUCCAUGUUAGAGCUCAUUUUAUUACUUCUCUUCAAAUCACAUUAACCGUGGAAUGGAAACACACAGCAACAGAACGUACCAGCGUGACUUCAAACACUUUGUUACAGGAAAUGUUCAAAAUGUCCUCCGUUAGCGAGGAUACGUGCAUCCACCCUCCGUCGCACGGAAUCCCUGAUGCGCUGAUGCAGCCCUGGAGAAUGGCGUAUUGUAUCACAGCCGUCCACAAUAUGAGCACGAAGAGUCUCUACAUUUGAUACCGGGGUUGCGUAGACGAGAGCUUUCAAAUGCCCCCAUAAAUGAAAGUGGAGAGGGUUGAGGUCAGGAGAGCGUGGAGACCACGGAAUUGGUCCACCUCUACCAAUCCGUCGGUCACCGAAUCUGUUGUUGAGAAGCGUACGAACACUUCGACUGAAAUGUGCAGGAGCUCCAUCGUGCAUGAACCACAUGUUGUGUCGUACUUGUAAAGGCACAUGUUCUAGUGUCACAGGUAGAGUAUACCGUAUGAAAUCGUGAUAACAUGCUCCAUUGAGCGUAGGUGGAAGAACAUAGUGACGAAACUAAAAUGAGCUCUAACAUGGAAAUUAAGCAUUUCCGGACACAUGUUCACAUAACAUCUUUUCUUUAUUUGCGUGUGAGGAAUGUUUCCUGAAAGUUGGGCCAUACCUUUUUGUAACACCCCGUCCGUAUACAUGUACAUGUAGGGUGUUUGUACAUAUACAUGUACAUGUAGGCUGUGCAAUGCUUCCUAUACACAGUUUGUCUUUACCAUUGAAAACAGUCCCUCUCUUGACAUUGUUUUUGUACAUACUAUCGCUUGUAAUAGUUCUUUCAGAUGAAACACAGCAGUUAGCACAGCAGGCUCACAUUCGUAAGGAGCUGGUUUCUGGCUCUGGCCAUCUCGGUGUCGGCUUUCUCACAUUUCCCGAGACUCCAUUAUGUGAAUGCUGGGACAGUUUCUCUGCAAAGGACCCUGCUGAUUUUCUUCCCAAUCUAAGCCUGUGGUUCACCUUUAAUAAUAUUGUCAAUGACAAGGCAUUAAAUAGUGUUAUUUUUCCUUAUUCAGGUCGUGGGACACACGUUUCUAAGCUUACAGGUGUAAGUCUUCCCACUGUAAGGGAAAUAGCUUAUUGCAGUUACAAACAUUCUUCUGAAGCACGAGUAUCACUUUUCCCAAUUCUUAUGUAUGAUUGGAAAUGCUGGGGUGUAGUGGUUUUAUAGCCUUAUGAAUUAAAGUCAAAGGCCAGAGGAGCAGAGCCAAAAAAUUCAUUCUUCACAGUCAAAUAAAAGAUGCAAAAGUUACAGUUUAUGAAUGUUGUCGUGUUAAUUCGUGCAACAUUCCAAAUACGUGAGGUGGGCUUAGGCAAAUAACGUAUUAUCAGUCAUGCCGCAAGUGUAGUCCUAAUUUAUGGCUGUCCUAAUUCUCAUUUAUGAUCACAGACCACCUUAGUUAUAAAAUAUCCAAAUUUAAUGUCAAAGUGAUGUCCCCUCAUCAUUUCAACACUACUUCUUCUUCUCGACAUGAUUCUCCUUAUGCAGGUCAUUCACAGAGCCUCUUCUAAGCUUCUCUUUUCUCCCACAGUCUAUCAUUUAGCAUCUCCUCCCAUUGCAAUCCUUUUUGGUUCACGCCAUCCUUCACUGAGUCUCUCCAUCUUGUCCAUGGCUUUCCAGGUCCCAUUCUUUUAAUGUGACCAAACCAUUUGGUUUUUAGGGACUCGAUCAGCAGGGGAUUUUGUGUUAUUUCAUUUCUUAUCCUGUCUCUUCGUGUCUUACCGAGGAUUCCUCGUAGAAAUUGUAUCUCUGUUGCUUGUAUUCCACACAGAUCUUUCUUAGUCAAGCGCAACAUUCUGAUCCGUAGGUCAAAAUUGGAAGAAAAUAUGACUUGUAUAUCACGAUCUUUGCUCUGGCAGUUAUUUUCCAGUUUCUAAUUAUGUCGGAUACAAAAUAAUAAAAUUUUGAACAAUUUUCCUUUCUCUCCUAAAUUUCAUCCUUGACGUUUCCUUUCGGGAUUAAUUUUCUUCCUAGAUACUAGAAAGCAUCUACUACUUGAAUAAUUUUUCCAUUGUGAGUUAAAUCUUUCAUGUUUUCACUUUUCCUGCCAAUUUUCAUUACUUCGCUUUUUGUGAAGCUUAUUUCCAUUCCCGCUUCUUCAAUUACUCUCUGUCAGGUAUUUGGUUGCUCUUCAAAAUUCUGCUCAUUUACUUCCCGAAUUAUCAUUAAUCUGCAUAUGCUAUGAUUUUCAUAUCAUCUGCUGUUGACCCUUGGCGAACUUUCCUUAUGAUGUUGUCCACGGCUAUGUUAAAAAACACUGUGGAGUGCCUGCUUCCUUGCCAAGCCCUCUGUGCAUUAUAAACAGUUCUGAUCUAUUUGUCAUCUAUUAUAACACAAUUCAGGCAUUUUUUGUACAUUUCAGCACUUCUGUCGUAUUUCUCGUUCACGUAGUAAAUGUGAAAUUGUACUGUGAAUUCUGAUAAUGUGAAGGUGCUGCUAUUAGAAGGUGGCAUUUUUACAAUUUUUCUGUCAGAAAAUUCUGUCCUUGCAAGCUAUUAAUACAGUAAAACCUCAUUUAUACAUUUUGAAGGGAGAUGAUAAAGUAAAUGUGCAAGUUGGAUUAAUGUUAAAAUGAAACUUUUUAAUAUACUUCUAUUAAAGUCAAGUGUGUACAAAUAAAAUACAAAUAUAUUGUACAGUGAUAGGUACAGUAGCUCAGCUUAUGCCUAAGUUAUGGGAAAUUAAAGUUAUUUAGGCCUAUGAAUCAAUUGCGGUUUGUUUUUUGGAAGCAAUACUGAAGUCAUAAAUCAAGAUUUCAUAUGCAGUCACUGUGCACAUCUUGUCAUCACUAAUCUUAUGUAACGUUGUGUUACUUGCAAUGCAGUAAGUGCUUCUGACUGACUGAGAGGGUCCACAGGUCCACCAUCCAAUUCCUUGGAUUCCCCAAAAAUAUUUAUUUCAGCUGAUACUUGCACUGCUACUUUAAUUAUUUCCUCCUCAGCUGGUACACAACACAUAGCAGUACCAGCAUCACAAUCACCAGAAUCAGUUCCAUUUGAAAUACGAACCCAGUCAUUCAAGUUACUGUCUUUGUAUAUAUAGUUAAAGGCUACCCAGCCAUUGACCCUCGUCUGUGCGAAUGCGCACAGGUUGCCCAAACUCUUACGGGAAUCGCCAAAGUGUGCGCGAGUAAUGAGUGAGUGGGCAAAUGUGUAUCAAAUGUGUAUAAGGUACAAUACAUAUGUAGAAUUGUGGACAGUUGGGAAUGUGAGUCUCACGGGAAGCGUGCACGGGAUAAGUCCCUGCAGUCGCGCUAUUCAUCUGUGUCCUCGGUGGCUCAGAUUGAUAGAGCGUCUGCCAUGUAAGCAGGAGAUCCCGGGUUCGAGUCCCGGUCGAGGCACACAUUUUCAGCUGUCCACAUCGAGGUAUAUCAGCAACACCUGUCGGCAGCUGAGGUUUUCAGUUAGUCAUCAUUUAUUCAUUGUCUUCUGGUAUAUUGAAAUCUACGUCAAAAUGUUCAGCAUCUUCGGAGUCAGCUUGAGUUUCAUCUUCUGUGAUGUCAGUUUUUCAAAAGGAGUUGGGUUUGUGUAUGGCUUCAAUUGAUCCCAAGCGUUCCUUAUGUACUUCAUUGCCAGGAUAAGAAAAAUAAAUUAAAAAGCUACAUUUACAUAUCUGUACUGAAUUUAAUUUAGUUGCUAGUGCUAUUCUAAAAAUGUUAGUGAAGUUCAGAUGGAAUUGACAGAGAAUGUUAUACAUACAUAGCAUAUGUGUAAAGUGUGUCCCAGCUUACAAAUCUAUUCUUUGGUUUAUCUGCAUCAUAUCCAGUUUAGGAUCUUCCUUCCCACUGUCGAGAUGUGCGAUGACGUGAUGAACCGGCAUUUUUUGAAAGUUUUCAUCAUUUAACUUUUUAGCGAAGUCUAAGGCAUUUUCUUUCAGUAUUGCACCUGAAAUAGGUACAUUACCUGCACGCUGUUUCUGAAACCGAGUCUGUUGGCAUUUUUUCCCACAUCUGCAAACUUUCCAUCUGGGAUACGCAUGCGUUUCUCAUCACGUCUGGCUUUCGAAGCACUAGAUCGUAUCCAUGUUUCAGUGGCCAGUAUGGUAGUUAAGGUAGAAUAUGGGAUUUUGAGAUGCUUUGCAGUGCCCACUUUAGGUUCACAAGGACUUCUUUGCACUUCUUCAAUUACAUUUACUUUCUCCUGCAUGGAAAGACGUCAUCUUUUUCUUCGUGACAAUCUCAUCAUUUUCGCAUGCAUAAAAAUUGGAAACUACACUAAACAAAUUGAGUUCACCCCUUACAAAAACACUGUUUCACUCGGUGUGCUCUCCACCUGCUGACACUACCAUCAAGUGCCACUGGAAUGUAUUGUACUGCAGGCCGUGUUACCCCCUCCUUAGGACUCCGUGAGAUGACGUCAUUGAGAAGUGCUAGUCUGCAGUGUUCACGCAUUCACACGGCGCGACACUUCGUGCGACGACUGAGAACAGGUUUAGCUGUUGCUGUGAGCAACUUAGAUGCUACCACUGCUGCUGUUUUUGCUGAUGUCUCGUGCUGACUGUUCAUAAAUGGCUACUCGCUGCUUGGCCGACCGACAGCACCAUCCCCUCCCCCGAGUGGCGUCGUGUGAAGGCAGCUAUUGUAGCAAUGUUCCGCCAGGUUAUACGAUCUGAAACCAACUGUCACAAGGUCAACAACAACAGUGUCGCCACGUGUACUGACCCGCGAUAAUAACUGCGACUUUGGAUGCAGACGGCAAACCAAUAAUCGCUCGCCACACUAUAUACAAAAUGUUUCGAGAUGAUUUCUUGGUCUUUAUAUCAUAUAAGUCUGACAAAAAUGACUGUGAAGGAGUAAAAAUAAUAGCGUAAAAGUGCAAAAACAUAUAAAUGGAAAAUGUGAAAGUGGGGUAACUCUGCAUGUAAAAUCGAAAACGUGCACAGUGUACAACAUACAAGAGCAAAAAACGUAAGCUGAGAAAUGUAUAAAUGCGGUUUCACUGUUUAAACAAUGUUUCUAAUAGGAAGGGAUAAGCAUGCUUCCAGACCACAAAAAAGUUUAUCUAUUGUCAGAAAUUGGUGUAACAUUUUUCUUGACUUCACCCUCUAAUUGUACAGGUUUCUAUUUCGGGAGCUCAUCUCUUGCUACUUAUUUUUGUAAUGGGUUUAUUUCAAUUCCUUUUCUCCUCUUGAACUUUGUUUCUUAGACCAUACCUUUUUUCCCCCCAAGUAGUUUCUUAAUAAAGCCGAUACACCCUUUCACUGUUCUGAGAAAUGUAUAGUAAGUGCUUCUCUAGUCAUUAUAUACAGUGCUGUUAGAACAGAUUUGUGUUACAAAUUGUAACUCUCGUUUGUUUCUGUGCUUCUCCAGUAUCCCUUAAUAUUUCUACAUGAGAAUUUCUGCUUACAGUCUCAGCUUUGACAACUUUUUGUCUGUGCCGUGCCAUGUUUAUUAGUAAUGCCACACCUCAAAUUAUUCAGUUUUAUUUUGUCAGCAUUCACAUCAUUUUUAUUUCAGAAUUGUUUCCAAUGAAUGCAAUAAAUUUAGUCACCUUCUUGAAAAUUUUCAGAUUAUAUUGGUUACAAAUUUUACACAGAAUACAGAUUUCACCUUGCAGGUAACAUUUAUUUUAAUGUUGGUGUACAGACAAUGGAAAACAGUGACUGUGUGUGUGUGUGUGUGUGUGUGUGUGUGUGUGUGUGUGUGUAUAUUACAUUAAGAUGGGUUUUCUGGUCUUAGUGAUUUCAUCCAUAAAAGUAUUAAAAAUAAGAGGUGAAUACUGUAAUCUUAUGUGAUCCAUUUAUUUGUUGUGAUUGUAUGUUUUUGGAACUAUUUUACUAAAGUGUAAUUAUAUUCACAUCUGACCUUCUAUCUGCUCUUUCAGUCAUGGCAGUGAAGUGUUUAUUCCUAAGUUUGUAUGUGAUUCGCAGGCAUUGCAAGCCGCUGCAGGCAGGCUUACCAUGUACCCAAUAGCCAUGUGUUGUGCUGAAGUGAGAAAGAAUAUUUACGUGCCAAAUACCACAUACUUUUACAGCAGAGAUACAGCUGUGCGUCGCCAUGUUAAAUGAAGUUCUCUCCAAUUGUUAAAGCUAUAAAGCAGCUGCUUUCUCCGGUGAAAAGUCUCUGACAUGCAGUUGUUUUAACUGUAAUGAUGUACUAAAAGGUAGUUAUAAAUGUUACUGCAGACUGGCAUCAAAGAUUGUUUUUUUGAAACAUGGAAUUUGUUACCGACAAUACAAAAUGGAUGUUGUACUUGAAUAAGUAUUAUAUAUCUCUCAUUCCGAUUCGCCAUCAAGUAAUAA